AUGGUGACGGUGGCGGGUUUAAUGGUGAGAGAGACAGAGAAUCGAUGGUCAAACUCUACAUUGGCUUCUUCCGCAAACUUGGUCAAGUAUUCGGAUCGUUCAUCUAAAUAAUCGGUGAGACGGACCUUUUGGGCUUGA
Messenger RNA from Helianthus annuus (common sunflower), 138 nucleotides. RefSeq lists its product as uncharacterized. Lineage: Eukaryota; Viridiplantae; Streptophyta; Magnoliopsida; Asterales; Asteraceae. The record is from RefSeq and is a predicted model, not a curated record. The transcript is spliced from 2 exons.